Molecule: messenger RNA, 1188 nt
Organism: Fusarium keratoplasticum
Lineage: Eukaryota; Fungi; Ascomycota; Sordariomycetes; Hypocreales; Nectriaceae
Exons: 4
Coding region: 1-1188 (395 amino acids)
Source: RefSeq, a predicted model, not a curated record
AUGCGUUCCUCACUGUGUCAAGCCGCCGCCAGCUUCGCCCUCCUUUCGCUGGUGGGCGCUCAAUCCCUCCCCGAAGAGCUGUCCGACGCCAUCUCCGACUACCCUACUCUCUCCCUCUUCCGUUCCCUGAUCGUCGCUGCUCCCCAGGGACUCACCAAGAGCUUCUCCGAAAAGUCUACCGACAUCACGGUCCUUGUCCCCACCAACGAUGCUAUCGAGAAAUACCUGAAGAAUGCUGGAGUCACAGACGUGACUGCGCUCGACGAGGAUGACAUCCAAGUAUUUUUCUCCUACCACAUCAUGGCCGCGUCGCUCCAGUCUUCGGAUUUCGACGACCCCAAGGGAAAGACUGUCCCUACUCUGCUCCAGAGCGAAGAGUUCAACAACCGAACUGCUGGACCGGACCUCGUUCAAGAUUUCGGAAAGCAGGCUACUGGUCAGGUCGUGUUUGCUUCGAAGGUUGAUCAGAGCGGCAAGAAGGAGAAGCGACAGCAGAUCAAGGGAGAUGAGGUGAACCUGCGAUCCGGUCUGGCCCAGGAUGUCACGAUGACUACUAUUGAUGGCAAAUGGGGACCCAAGGAUGCCAACACCUUUCAGGUUGUCAACAGCGUUCUUCUCCCUCCCAGGCCCUGCUCCGUCACCGUCCGCACGGUCACAGUCAAGGACAACAGGCUCGAAGGUUUGGACAAGGCUUUGAACGCCACCGGACUUUGGCCUGCGCUUGACCACUCUAAGAACGUCACUUGCCUUGCGCCUUCGACCAAGGCCUUUGAGGACGCCGGCGAGCUGUCCAAGGAGGAGCUCACAGGAGCGCUCCUCGCCCACACCCUGGACCAGGUCACUUACACCGAUUAUCUCACCGACGGAAUGGUUAUCGGAACUCUCAACAAGACUACCGUCCGUGUCUUCAUUAAGGGCGAUGACAUCUACUUCAACAACGCCAAGGUUAUCAAGGCCAACGUGCUCACUAACAACGGCCUGAUCCACAUGCUUGAUCAGGUCAUCCAGUCUUCGGGAGAGCCCAGCAGCUCAGCCAAGGGUGUGUCUCCCAGCGAAACCUCCACCACCACCGAAUCCAGCUCGACAACAACCGAGACUGGUGCCGCCCAAUCGACCAAUGCUGCUAGCACCUUGUCAUUUGGCUAUGCUGGCGCUAUUGCCUUGAUUGCUGGUCUCGUCUUGAACUAA